Prorocentrum cordatum is the source of this 6599-nucleotide messenger RNA. Lineage: Eukaryota; Dinophyceae; Prorocentrales; Prorocentraceae. The record is from the annotation of a GenBank genome assembly.
AUGUGCUGCAUGAAGUGGUCGUGGGAAGGCACGGGUUCUGCGAACCAGUUCCGAUGCGCUGCGCAGGCGGGCGGACAGCUGGACGAGUUCGGAAGUGCUACGCGGGUGGACUUGAGGACCGUCUUCCACCUGCACCCGCUGCCCCAUGCCAAGUUGUGGCGCCCGCGCGUGCUCGAAAGGGCCCCUGCGCUCGCGCACGUCCACGGCCACUGGUUCAUGAUUUGCGCCGCCAUCCCUCGCAUGGGCCUCGCCACCGAGGGCCCCGGCUCCUCGCCGACCUCCGCCGUGUCGUUCGGCCAGGACGCAGGGGCCGGGAAGAGUGGCCGCAGGCGCGGCAAGAGGAGUGAGGCAGCGAUCGAGACCAGGCGCAAGGCCCUCCAGUUCAAGCACGACUUGAGGGAGACGGGCAACAAGCUCCGAGACCUCGCACAUAUCGAGGACCAUCCCUCGGAGAACUCAUCGGACGCCAUUGAGGAGGCGCAGAAGGAGGUCCUAGGCAGGAUCACGGACCUUGAGCGCACGAGGCAGCAGAUAGCUGAGAGCCGGGUUCGGCAGCAGUUCGAACUGCUGAGGCAGGAGUUCGCAGCGCAGAUGAGCCAGGCAGCCGACGAGAUGAGGAGGCUGGAGAGCGAGAAUCAGCGGCUUCAGCAGCAGGUGGCAGGAGGCCUCGCGGCAAUCCCGCGGGCGAUCGAGCGGAUGGGCGAGCAGAUCCGGGGCGCGUCGAGUAUGGGCACAGCCGCUCACGGUCUCGUCGACACGAAAGGGAUUGGCAAGCCCACGACGAUGGGCGACGAUCAAGAGAAGUUCGGCGCUUGGAAUCGCAAGAUGGAGAACUACGUGAUCGGCGUGUACGGAGAGAGUUUUCGUCCCGUUCUUCGGUGGGCUGCAGAAGCCGAACGCCCCGUGACGAUCGCGGGGGCUCAGGCGGCGCACGACGGAGUGCCAGAGCUGGAGACAAAGGUCAACCAGCUGUACGCGGCGCUGAUCAGCACGACGGCGGACGGGAGCGAGAGCAACGACCUCGUGACGGGCGCUCCCGAUGGGAACGGUCUCGAAGCCUGGCGGAAGCUCCACCGCAGGUGGGAUCCGACGACAGGUCCGAGGAAGAGGCUGAUCCUGAGGUCGAUCAUCUCGCCUCCGAAGUGCAGCGCGGACGAGCUGGGAUCCGCCUUAGAGAAGUGGAUCCAGCAGAUAGGCAGGUACGAACGCCGCCAAGGAGAAGAUGGUCUAGCCGAGCUGCCGGAGGAUAUCAAGAUGGCGGCUCUCGAGAUGCUCGUGCCUCAGGACAUCGAGAACCACCUCGUCCUCAACAAGCAUCGGCUCGUCACGUUCCAAGACAGUCUGAACGAGGUGAUGACGAUCGUGGAGGCUCGGACCGGCGUGAAGAUCAAGGAGCCGUCGAUCCGCGCGAGGGCGCAUCAUCCGGACGACAUGGACGUCGGGUCAUUCGGAGCCCCGAAGGGCAAAGGCAAAGGCAAGGGCAAGGACGGCAAGAGCAAAGGGAAAGGCAAGACUCAGGAGCCGAAGGGGAAGAGCAAAUCGACGAACGGAUCAUACUCAGGGCACACGGCACCUCGAAACACCAGCGGGCGCUUCGACGGCUACUGUCGGAACUGCGAGAGAUGGGGCCACAAGGCAUCCGACUGCUGGAAGAAAGAGCAGGGAUCGAGUUCGAGGGCUGGAACUGGAUCCGCAACGGGGGCAAGCGCUGGUGGUAAAGCCGGUAGCCGCGGCGGCAAGGCCGGCGGCAAGGCGGCAGGCAGCCUGGAGGAGGAGCCUGAAGCGGAGGUCGCCGCUCUGGACAUGGGCAGCCUGGACUGCCUGGAGCUCGCCAGCGGCAGCGGCCGCGGCGUGGUCGAUCUCUCCCCCUUCGCGCAGGACGACUGGAUGAAGUUCAACUGGGACAGCGGUGCAGCUAUCUCAGCAUUCCCUCGGAGCUUCGCGCCGCCGACGGGAAUGAAGGGCAACGGCAGCACGUAUCGUACGGCCAGUGGUGAGCUCGUCCCGGACGAGGGCAGCUUGCAGCUCAAGGCGGAGGACGAGUACGGAGUGCUACGAGCGCUCAAGGGACGCGUGACGAACGUGCACAAGCCGUUGAUCUCGGUGGGGCAGGCAGCAGGAGCUGGACAGUGUUCAUUCCUGGGCCGCAAUGGCGGCUGGAUAUUCCACGAGAAGAGCCCAAUCGGCAAGCGCGUGGUAGGCAUGCUCGAGAAGGAGGCGAAGGCGGCGAAGCACCAGAUGCUGCCGGUCUAUCGCGAGCAGGGCGUCUACAACUUCUACCUCAAGAAGGGCCAACAUGGCUCGGUUGCUCCUCUCGAGGAGGGACUUUCGGCGAAGUCAAAGUCCGAGCUGGUGGAGCUCCUCAGCGGCAAGUCGAAGGAGGAGCUGCUGGAGAUCCUCGAGAAGACAGACGACGAGACAGCGGUGCCGGUGGUCUCGUCCGACUACGCCUUCAUGGGCCAGGACGACGCGGACACCAUGCCGAUGCUGGUCCUUAGGGAUCGGCGCUCGAAGAUGAUGGCGGCGACAUUCGUGGAGAAGAAGGGCGACGACGCCUACGCCAUCAAGUUCUUCGCACGCUUCUUGCGGAUCCUGGGCUACAGGAAGAUCGUCAACAAGUCCGACGGCGAGCCAGCGAUCCUGCUGGUCAAGAGGCGUGCGGUGGAGGAGGUUCCUGGCCUCGAGGCCAUUCCCCAGGAGUCGGCACCGGCCGAUCAUCAGGCCAAUGGGGAGAUUGAGGUCACGGUGCGCGAGAUCAAGAAGCAGGUGCGGGCGCUCAAGAUGGACCUGGAGUCCAAGCUGGGCAUCAAGGUGGAGGACAAGCACCCGGUGCUGGCGCACCUGCCGGAGCACGCCGCAUCGGUAAUCAACCGAUACCGGCGCGGCCAGGACGGCAAGACCGCUCUUCAGCGGCUCACGGGACGGCAGUGGAGGAAGCCGGCCCCGCUCUUCGGCGAACGCUUGAUGGCGCGCUUCGCCGGGGAGCGCGCGAGGAAGAACGCGCUGGAGGAGCAGAUGGUGGAGGCUCGCUACAUCGGCCACCACCCGCGCGACGGCUCGAUGAUGGUCAUCACGAGCGACGGCGUGAAGAAGGCGGUCGGCUUCCGCAGCCUGCCGCAGAGCGAGAAGUGGAUCACGGCGGGCUGGGAUGGCCUGAAGGGCCUGCCGUGGGACGUGGCUCCGCGUGCGGCAAGCGCGCCGCGGGCCAUCGUCGGACCUGGAGAGGUCGGUCCGCCACCAAUUGUGGUGGUGUCGCCGCAGCCGCAGGCGCCGAGGAGGAUGUACGUCCUCAAGGCGGACAUCGAGCGGCUGGGCGCAACGCCGGGAUGCCCAGGGUGCAUCUCGAUCGCUCGGCACGGCCGGGUGCUGGCUGGCCACGCGCACAACGCGGUGUGCAGCAAGAGGAUCUUCGAAGCGCUGGACGCGGAGGAGGCAGGCCGGGAGAGGACCGGCCAGUAUCGAGAGCGGAGGCAGGGCCAAGAGGCCAGAGUCCGACCAGCGGCAUCGGCCGCGGCAGGGACCCCUCCGCCGAAGACGGCUCGGAGGACCACCGAGCCGGUUGCAGCGGCGGCAGCGGCAUCGGCCGCGCCGGCCGCGACCCGCUCGGCAGCAGCGCCAGCCGUGGCAGCCACGGCGGCGCGCCUGCGAGAGAGCCAGCCGGUAGCACCGGGCUUCGGCGUGGCGGCUCCUUCAGGAGGAGCGAGCUCCAGUUCGGGAGCGGCGCGAGCGGCAGAGGCCGCCGCGGAUGUCGACAUGACCGCGGCCAGGUCGCGGCUGAAGCGCAUGGCAGAGGUGGCCCCGGAUGACGUACCGGAGGCCCUCGAGCGCGGUGAUCCACAGCCGGCAGACGUGCCGGUACCGGUGGACAUGGAGGAUCUCGCGGCGCAGCCGGCGCCGGCGGAAGGACCUCAGCUGCCAGCUGGAGUGGCAGUCGUGUGGAACGCCAGUGAGGGGAGGCACAUGCGGGUGCUCGCCCUCGAUGUGGCGUCGAUCGAGCUGGUUGAGCUCGGAGUGCUGACGAGAGCGAAGGCGGAGUUGCUCCCGCUCGUUCGCGAACAGGUCAGUGGCCAUUGGGCCAGCGCCGGCGUGGACAUCGCCGACGAGGAGGUGGACAGCAUCGCCCUAUCGGCGUUGCAGCUGGGCGCCGUGGACGUGGCCGAGGUGUACUCGCCACAUCGGUUCUCGGCUCGGGCAGCGGAAUUUCAGCUGCGCCCGGGCUUCGCGGCGGACCUGGAGGAACUCAAGGAGGACGGGACGCCGUGGGACUUGCGGCGCCCCGAAGAUGUCAAGGAGCUCGAGAAGCAGCAGGAGCGGAUGGAUCCCAUCCUGCUCACGGGGUCCCCUCCAUGCGAGAAGUUCAGCUUGCUGAGGGGCCUGAGCGCCAAGUUCAGGACCGAUGAGCAGGAGGCGGCUGAGAUGGAGGAGGCCAGACACCACCUGAAGGUGGCAGUCGACGCCUACUGGCGUCAGCUCAGGAAGCCAGGCAGGUACUUCUUGCAUGAGCAUCCCUGGAGCGCGCGAUCGUGGAAUGAGGACAUCGUCAAGGAGCUGGUCGCGCAUCCAGGAGUCUUCACGGUCAAAGGCCCCAUGUGUCGGUGGGGCAUGAAGCUCGCGAACCCCCGCAAUGGCCAGGAGGGGUUCGUGCGCAAGGAGACCGGAUGGGUCACCAACCAUCCAGGCCUAGCCCGGAGGCUGCAGGGCACUUGCAGCAAUGUGGACGGCCGCGCGGAAUGGCAUCGCCACAUCACGCUCGUGGGCGGCAUCGCGCGGUUCGCGAAGGUCUAUCCACCGAAGUUGGUGGAGGCGGUGCUGGAGGAGCUCAAGGACACGCUGAAUGACGUGGGAGAGCUCAGCACCGCCCAGGUGCAGCAGUCGGGCCCAGUCCCUGUGGACGCGGCAGUGCCGCCCGGGGACUGGACGAGUUACUGGGACGACGUCAAUGGCGGCUACCUGGAGGCGGGCCUUGUGGCCCAGGCUCGCGCGGUCGAGCGCGAGUGGGUCAAGAAGCAGGAGCUGAUCGAGAUCGUCCCGAGGUCUCAGGCUUUCGCCGAGACUGGGCGUCCGCCCAUCCCACUCAAGUGGGUCGACACGAACAAGGGUGACGCGGAGAGGCCCAACUACAGGAGCAGGCUCGUCGUGAAGGAGAUCAAGGCGAAGAAGCGCCCUGACGAGCAGCUGGAGGCGUCCGAGGUCUUCUCGGCCAUGCCUCCUCUGGAGGCCAUGCGGUCGCUGGUCUCGCUGAUGGUCACGUGGACGCGGGAACCACCGCUCCACAUUCAGGAGUCGCUUCGCAAGAAGGGCAGGAAGCCGGGCAACUUCAAGAUCGGCUUCUUCGACAUCAGCAGGGCGCACUUCUACGGGAAGGCGCAGCGGAGGAUCUUCGUGGAGCUGGAGGAGGAGAGUCGCAAGGAGUACGGCGAGGACAAGUGCGGCCUACUCCUCAAGUCCUGGUACGGCACGCAGGACGCCAGCAAGAUCUGGCAGGGCGACUACACGGAGCUGCUGGAGGAAAACGGCUACAAGGCGGGCGUGUCGUGCCCAGCGGUCUUCUACAAGGAGGUGGACGAGACGAGGCUGCUGGGGCACGGCGACGACUUCGCGGUGCUGGCUCAGCAGCAGGACAUCGACAGCUUCGAGGCCACGCUGGGCAAGAAGUACGAGUUCAAGAAGACUGCGAACCUAGGCUUCGACGAGGGCGAUGACAAGCAGGCGGUCUUCCUGAAUCGGGUCAUCGAGGUCAGUGCGGGAGUUCCGCCUGGCGGUGGCCGGCCCUGCCGGCAUGCGAUGAUCGAGCCGGACAAGCGGCACGCGGAGAUCGUGAUCGACGAGUUGGGUCUCAGCAAGGCCAACGGCGUGGACACGCCGACGGAGAAGCGCAGCGCCGACAAGCAGAUGAUGGAUGCGAAGUCGGCGGCGUUGGGAGCAGCGGAAGCUUCGCGCUUCCGAUCCCUCACCAUGAGGGUGGCCUACCUGUCUCAGGACAGGCUGGACUUGGCUGAGGCAUCGAAGACGCUCGCCAGGUCCAUGCAGACGCCAACGGAGGCGAGCUGGCUCAUGCUCAAGAGGGUUGGCCGCUACCUCAAGCGGCAUCCUAGCACGGUGACGGUUUUCACGGAGCAGAAGACGUUCGACAAGAUCCGGGUGUACGUGGACUCCGAUCAUGCAGGCUGUGCAGUCACGCGGAAGAGCACCGGAGGCUUCGUGGCGAUGCUGGGGCAUCAUGUAGUCAAGCACGGCAGUAACCUGCAGUCGACGGUUUCAUUGAGCAGCGGGGAGAGCGAGUACUACGCCCUGGUGAAGGGCGGGAGCGUGGGCCUAGGCCUUCACAGCCUCUUCGCGGAUUGGGGGCUGGACCUGAAGGUGGAGCUUGCCUCGGAUUCAUCGGCGGCCCGGGGCCACGUCCAACGGCGAGGUCUCGGGAAGAUGCGGCAUGUUCAAUCACGAUACUUGUGGAUCCAGGAGCGUGUGGGCAAGGGCGACCUCUCGAUCGCUGCAGUUCCUGGCAAGAACAAUGUCGCGGACGUGCUGACCAAGAGCGUGGGACAUCAAGUGAUGGAGUGGAUCGAAUCCAUGCUCCGCUACCUGUGGGGCUGGAUGAG